This is a messenger RNA of Choloepus didactylus (southern two-toed sloth), 1504 nucleotides long. RefSeq lists its product as uncharacterized. Lineage: Eukaryota; Metazoa; Chordata; Mammalia; Pilosa; Megalonychidae. Bases 543 to 1196 code for a protein of 217 amino acids. The transcript is spliced from 3 exons. The record is from RefSeq and is a predicted model, not a curated record.
AAAGCUGAGAUGGAUGCAGCAGCCAUCUCGCAGGGCUUCCUUUUUUAAGAAUCAGUGUGAAGAAAUGGAGCCGAACCACGUUAUUUUAGGGAGGCCUUACCGCACUGCCCCUCCCACAUGUAGGUAGUGUCUGGUGUGUUUGCGUGCCACUCAUUGGUCUCAUGGAGAGGCGCUGGCUGCACCUGGGGCUCCGAUCGCUGCUGCAGCCUGGAGUAACGGACACUUGGCGGCACCGUGACCGAAGUGAGGCAAGGGAGAGCUGCAAGCUGCGAACAAAACCCCCUGUUGCGGGUGGAGUCUGGGACUCGUGACUCCUCAAAAGGGCGGGGCCCCAGCCAUGAUGGACCGGGUGCCAGAAGAGGAGAAGGAGGGAGCCUAGACUGUCAGCUCUGAAGCGGACACGGCCGCUGCUUUUGUGCGCCGUGAUUCUCAGGGCGCCCAGCAUCAAGCGACCUCUUUGGCCUCGGUUCCGUGGCUCUACCCCGCAAGGCGGAAGUUCCGUGUGCGACAAUAGAAGUCGGGAGGUGGGAGCAAACCCCUUAAUGGCACAACAGCGACAGUCUGGAGGUGGAGGGCAGCUGCUAAGUGCUGACCAGUCCCUUCCCCGGCCCCCUCGCCUGAAGCUUGCGCCCUCUGCACCGUCAAACCUGUGGAGCUGCUGCCGUCAACUCUGUGGAGCCAUCCACUGUCGGACCUGGUACGAGAGACCUCCGGCUGUUCCGUGGGAGUGGCCACUGGACUGUACCAGGCAGACGAGGCAGAACAGCAUGCUAAGCUGCAGCAAAGUGGGACAAGCACGAGAAGAUCAUUUAGGAGGAGAAGCAGUGCCUCUUCAUGCCCCUGGGUUCUGGGCCAUCGUGGCCCCCGGGCCUCAGCCUCGAGUGCGAGCAGCAGCAGUAGCUGCAGCAGUGCUAGUCUCUCGGCCUCGCCUGCACCGUGUGGCCUGCAAAGCCUUCUCCAGCCCCUCCCCAGCUGGCAGACAGGGCUCUCCUGGACCCCUUGCCUCUGUGACUAGCAGCUGCCCAGGAAUUUUCCUGGAGUACCGAGACUGGAGGGUCCAGGUGAAGGUGCCUGCUGCAGACGGACACGAGGCACAUCUAGGUGAAGAUGACUUUGCAAUCAAGACUUUCCCUGUGCUAGCAGAGCCUCAUAAGAUUUGGAUACAAGAAACCUCAGCUGAGCCUUCUGAAGAUUGAUUACCAAGACUAAGCUAAAUGACCUUCAAUGUCUGUGAUCUGGUCAUGGGAGUUGCUGUGUGCUCAAGUCUCCACCCUUGUUCCUAAGGGAGGUGGUUUUCAAACACUGGGCUGCCUCACUCUCCUUCUCAAAAUUAGUUGUUCCUGACUUCUAACACCAAAUACUGGUUUUACAAUUUAUCAAUGAAUUUGUUAUCCAACUUAUUUUGAAAUAAUUUUUAACUUAAAUUUGCAAAAAUGGGACAAAGAAUUUUCAUAUAUCCUUCACCCAGAAUCUUCAGUCUUCAUAUUUUGCCACAUUUAUUUCA